Molecule: messenger RNA, 1825 nt
Organism: Neodiprion fabricii
Lineage: Eukaryota; Metazoa; Arthropoda; Insecta; Hymenoptera; Diprionidae
Product: protein GOLM2-like
Exons: 6
Coding region: 298-1206 (302 amino acids)
Source: RefSeq, a predicted model, not a curated record
UUUACGUCGUCUACAUUGACCCGGGUAAUUCGUGGUGCUUAUUUCACGAGUGUAAGAGCCACAACAGUUUGACGUAUAAAACCGCAGAGGUUAGACGUGGCGAAAAGCUGAUCAAACAAAAGGCCUAAAGAACGAGCAAAUCAGUUAUAACUGUAGGUUAGGGCGGAGGAGCUUCAAGUGUCUCGAAAAAAAUCACCGUCUCAGCGUCGAUGCCGUUUACCGUCCAACCAGAUCGCAGAUAACUAUUCCCGGAUUAAUCAGGGGUGAAUUUAAUUAAUCAGGGAAAAUAAUCGAACGAUGGGAUUCGACGGUAUGAGGGUUGGUGGUGGUCGGUGCCCUCCACUUUUGGUGGGCGGUUUGGUCCUCGCGUGUUUUUUACUCGUAUGUAACUGGUGGACGCUUUCGACGGAAAAUGCGGAACUUCUUCGACAGAUCGACGACCUUAUUCUCCAAUUGAAAACCAGCGAAGAGGACAGAAAUCAAUGCACGAUGCUGCGAAAUUCUCUGGAGCAGCGAUACAAGAGAUGCGACGAGAUGGUAGCGUCGCUCCACGUCCAAAUCGAGCAAGAGAAAGUUUUGCAAAAGAAGCAAGAAGACAGUGAGAUGAUGUGCAAGACGGAGCUUGAAUCUCAGAAACAAGUGGAUAUCACACAAAAAGCCACUUUGGAUUCUCUCAGAGUAGAGAAGGACGCCUUGACGAAAGAGGUUGAUGAAAAGAAAGACAAUAUUAAGAGACUGCAAAGUGAAUUGGAAGAAGCCCGAGAUCAGUUGAGUGAGUUAAAACUGACCGUAAAUUCACCAGGAAACAGUAAACCGUCCAGUCCUGGGUCGCAAGUAUCGCCGCCAAGGGUUGUAUCACCAAGUAAACCAAACUUGGGACCAGUUCCCGAGGGCGCAGUGAAGGUAUCGAACCCGGGUCAGCAAGGUCUUUUGUACCACGGCAUUCCGAUUCUUCCUCGAGAUCCGCCGGGUGCCGUGCGGCAACUCCCUCGACUUUCGGUCACGAUGAUCAAAGCACCAGAAACUCCAAUUUUGAGCAACGAAACGCAGAACGGCGGUAAUCAAGAUGCACAGAACGGUAUAGAUGCUGGCAACGAUCGCAUAGAUGAUCAAAUUGACGAAAAUAUUGAUGGGGGAGAGGCAGCAGACGAAGACAACCUUAAAAAUCAAGGAUCGAAAUUGGACGCGGAUCAGGCAGGAAAUUAAAUUAGAAUGAGAAGAAUAAAUUAGGUCAGAAUAAUCCAUCGAAUGGUAAUUGGUAAUAAAAACACAUCGUACGAUACAUACCUACACGAAUAACGAUUAAGCUUACUAAGGGGGGAUCUGAUUGUAAGCGCCAAGUCGACUCAAAUUUAAAAUGAUAGCCGGCAGAUCUUAAUGUUCCAGCCUCAUGCUACUUCAAUGCAUAAACAACAUCUGGAACCUCUAAUCUCAUAUCAAUUUAACUACAUAUGUAAGUAUUUAACUCGACAUGCUGUAGUCGGGUAAUAGUUAUUACUAAGCAAAGUAAGUCUCCGAAAAUGACCCUAGUUUUAUCUCUGUUAGUCAAUGAUUGCGCGAGAAGAGCAGGUCUCGGAAUCCCAGAGAAAUCGGAAUCACUUUUACUCGUUACUUUACAAAUCCGACAACUGUUGGCACGGAUUUAAAUGUUAUUUUUCACUGUAAAGUAUAAGCAAGGUAUACAGUAACUUGCGACCGUUUUACUGCAAAGUAUUGAUACACAUAUAAGUAUAUUAACUAUGAAGAUGACGUGUAUUUUAUGACAAAUUCACUGUUCAGCUGUCCAGAGUUUUGUAUAUAAUCGAGUUAUACAUUAUAAAUGUUU